AUGUCCUCUGGGUCGAGGCCGGAAAGUCGCCUCAGUUCGAGCUAUUUGGCUCAAACAGCGUCUUCGGUCCCACGCUCAGGAUCAUCUACAUCAAAUACCUCUCCCGUCGACCCUAACACAGGAAACAUUCCAAAAACAUCAUUUAGUGCGGCGAACACUAUGAACACGAACAACUCAGGACUGGGCAGCGCGCGGCUUGGGGCAGGCUCCCCGCUCCAUGACUCUAACACUCGACUCUUCCCGAAACGUACCAGAGAGCUUCAAGCCCAGGAAGGUCUCUCGCCGGGUAUCUGGGGUCCUCCUACUGCGAGUGGCAAUUCUACCCCUCUACGUGAAAAUAUCCCAGAAUCACCCACUCAGGACGGUUUCCCCGACCUCGUCCCUCCGGCAGACUCCGACCUCAAUAGUCCUGCUAGACGAGCCAGGGCCGGGACAGUGCCUUCGAGGUUCUCCCCUGUCGGCACUUUGAAUGGUAUGAAUGUUCAGCAGACCUUGCUUUCGAAGACAUCUCGGCCCACCCCAUCAACCAGCCCUUUCAAACCUCCUGCUACGGCCGUGACUGAUGCACCAUCUUCCAAGCUGCUUGCAGCAAGCUCAAGCAAUGCAGCGCUGUUGUCACGCCUACGAGCAGGCUCCAUGCCACAGAGGUCCAACUUCCUAGGGUCCUCUAACCCUUUCGGAAACUCCCUCUUUUCCACUAACUGGGCACCUAGUCGUGAGAGGACUUCGACCUUGGCUAGUAUAAAAUCACUUGAGGAUCCUUCAUCUCCAGCUCAAUCGACCUUCUCAAAAGAUGGUCUUACAGAUUCCGAUGUCAGAACCCUUGAUUACCUUGGUCUUGUAGAGACCCCGCAACAGCCUCGAGCUACUCUUGCCCGACCAACGACCAACGACGGCAUGUCACAGCAGCAGGUACUUGGCCUACCUCAACUGCUAGAUUACAAUAUGCUCACUAGGAACGCGAACCGAUUUCGUUCAUACUCUGUCAAUGCAGCUGCCAAGUAUGAGGAUGACGAUGAACUCGGCGUGUCGUACUCUGGUCUCCCUAGCGGUACACUCACACCUUCUGCCGCUGCCCUGGACGCCCAGCUAGCUGCCACUCAAGCUCAGAUCCAUCAGCACAACCUGGCCGUCCAAGCAUUCGCUAAUCAUGCUUCAGUCAGUCGCCCUAGAGCCCGCACCGCGGGAAUCCUGGAUACGCCUCCACAGCGAGCGUCGCUUCGCAACUAUCUUGCAAAUCCUUCCAGACUAGACAACAGUAUGAGUGCAGCCGAUAUGCCGCUGGAGGAGGGCAAUGAGUACGAGAAAUUGGCAGAAUCUGUAAGACUAUUGCAGAUGAAUGGCAUCAAUACCGAUUCUCGGCAGAAUAAAGUCGAUGACGAUGGCACAGUUGCGUCACGGUCACUUUGGAUUGGUAGCAUUCCCAAUUCCACAACGGUCAGUUCUCUGGACGCCAUAUUCAGCAUCUACGGGCCGAUCGAGUCUACUCGGGUUCUAACGCACAAAAAUUGUGGGUUCGUCAACUUCCACAAUGUGACCAACGCCAUUCAAGCUAAACAGCUUCUGAAUGGCAAAGAAAUAUUCCCAGGCGCUGGCCCGGUCAGGAUUGGCUACGCAAAAGCCCCAAGCUCUACGGGCACACCAGGCAAUGAUACAGUACAACAGUCGCCUACAGCCGAUCCACAUUCGGACACGUUGUCACCCAAUGCGCGCAGUGGCGAACGUGAGGGAUUUAACAGCAAUGACAUAAAUGCGAAAACCUCCGCAGCUGCCAUGCAAGUUCCCAAUUUAGCUGAUCUCAAGUCAGAAAUGAUGAGCAUUGUGCUCGAUUUCGGAGCAACGGACGGAGCUGCUACCAAGAUCUCUAACAGCAUCGACGGUGCUAUCGCCUAUGAUCAUUACAAGAAAGAGAUCCCACCAACGUCGGAACCCAGCCAUGCCAGAAUAUUUGAUGCACCUAGACUGCGUGAUAUACGCAAGAGAAUUGACAAUCAGGUUUGUAGUCAUGGCGAACUCGAAGAAACAGCCGUUCAAAUGUUGCCUGAGAUCACGGAGCUUGCGUCAGAUUAUCUGGGCAAUACUGUGGUGCAAAAGAUGUUUGAGUAUUGCUCUGAGGAGUUGAAAGAGCAGAUGCUUACGCAGCUUGCACCUCAUCUGGCAGAGAUUGGUGUACACAAGAACGGCACAUGGGCUGCACAGAAGAUCAUUGAUGUGUGCAGGACGAUAUCGCAGAUGACCAUGAUCGUCGAUCAUCUACGGCCUUACACAGUUCCGUUGUUCUUAGACCAGUAUGGCAAUUACGUUUUGCAAUGUUGUCUUCGCUUUGGAUCUCCUUUCAACGACUUCAUCUUCGAGGCCAUGCUCAGCCGGAUGUGGGAAAUUGCACAGGGCAGAUUUGGAGCACGAGCAAUGCGUGCUUGUCUGGAAAGUCAUCAUGCAACUAAAGAGCAGCAAAGAAUGUUGGCCUCGGCGAUCGCAUUACACAGUGUCCAGCUUGCUACGAAUACCAAUGGAGCACUCCUCCUGACUUGGUUCCUGGACACAUGCACGUUUCCUCAACGCCGAACAGUCCUUGCUCCACGCCUCGUUCCUCAUCUGGUUCAUCUCUGCACUCACAAGGUCGCGUACUUGACAGUCCUUAAAGUCAUCAAUCAACGAAAUGAGGGGGAUGCACGAGAAACUAUACUCAGAGCUCUCUUUUUCAGCCCUAAUGACACCACCCUUGAGCAGAUUCUGGGUGACCAGUCUUCUGGUGCGACCUUGAUCUUCAAAGUGUUGACCACGCCGUUCUUCGACGAAGACAUGCGAUCAGAAGUCGUGAAGAAUGUGGCAAAGGUCCUAACCAAGAUCAAGGCACAGCCAAGCCAGGGCUACAAACGGCUCAUGGAUGAAGUCGGAAUGUCCUCUCGGGCUGCCCAAAACCAAGUACAGAAUCAUGCCCAUCCCAUCAACAACGAUCGCCAGCGCCAGCUACCACAGCAGAGCAAUGUUGGUUUUCUGCCACAGCCACCACUGGAGCGCCAAUACAGCGGCCAGUAUGUUCCGAAUAUGAAUGCAGCUGCAUUUGAAGCCGGGCAGGGCCUGGCUAGAACUGGUUCUGCCGAUUCAAUUAAUUUUACGCCUCACAACUUCAACAUGAAUGGACCCACCCAGUCCGCUUACCCAGCGCAAACCCCGAUCCAACAGAUGGCUCCACAAUAUCAAUCCUUCUUCGCGGCUCCGCAACGUAAUGGCAACAACUACAUGCAGGCCGCUCAAGCGAAUGCAUUCACAGGUUAUGCAACACCACCGCCUUCCAUAGAUACCAUGAGUUACCGCAACGUCUCUCAAAAUCACGGCUCACCACUUACUGGACCUGCUCCGAUGGGAAGUCCCAUGAUUAACGGUGGUUCUGGGUUCGGCCAGCAGGGUUACAGCCCAGUCAUAGGCGGUAACAUGUACGGUUACCCUCAACAAGGGUACAUGUCAAAUCAGCAGAUGCAAGCAGUGAAUGGUGGUGGUGGCAGCGGUAGAAGGGGCAGGGUAUUACCCCCCUGCAGUUCCUGUUUUCUGAUCUCUACUGACUGCAUGCUGUAG
Molecule: messenger RNA, 3576 nt
Organism: Endocarpon pusillum Z07020
Lineage: Eukaryota; Fungi; Ascomycota; Eurotiomycetes; Verrucariales; Verrucariaceae
Exons: 1
Coding region: 1-3576 (1191 amino acids)
Molecular function (GO): RNA binding
Source: RefSeq, a predicted model, not a curated record